AUGCCUCCCAAGCGUCUUGCCGGCUCCUCGCGGGGCUCCCUGAACCCAAUUACCAAUGCCUACAAUGCGCUCUUUGUCUCCGAGAAUGCGCCGAUUGUGCGGAGUGUUGUCAUGUUCGGCGCUGCCGUGACAUUCCUAGCUACUGGGUGGGGCGAAUUCAUUCUAAGCCCGGCUUGA
Messenger RNA from Canariomyces notabilis, 177 nucleotides. RefSeq lists its product as uncharacterized. The coding region runs from base 1 to 177 and encodes 58 amino acids. The transcript is spliced from 3 exons. NCBI's taxonomy places the organism in Eukaryota, Fungi, Ascomycota, Sordariomycetes, Sordariales, Chaetomiaceae. The record is from RefSeq and is a predicted model, not a curated record.